This is a messenger RNA of Peronospora farinosa, 348 nucleotides long. The record is from the annotation of a GenBank genome assembly. Lineage: Eukaryota; Oomycota; Peronosporomycetes; Peronosporales; Peronosporaceae.
AUGCGCUUAUUUUCAGUCGCUGUGGUGGCUGCAUUUGCCCUUGUUUCAUGUCUUAACGCUGUUGCUGCUGAAAAUGGGAAAGUGGUUCCUGCUUCGAAUGAAUAUGAUGAUCGUCAAUCGCUAAGGGGCGUUAAAGAGGAGCGCUCGGAGUUGGAGAAAAAUGAAGACAUGAAUGGGGAUGAUCGCACUGUUUCGUUUCAACUUCGAUUCAGUCAAUUAUACAAUCAUGGCGUGACACCCGAGCUCUUGACUAAGAUAUUCCAUGGUCAACAAAGGUUUAUUUUGGGAUACGCCGCGUACAUGACUAACAUGCACAGGUUGAAAGAAAAGCGUGAUAAAGAAACGUGA